Molecule: messenger RNA, 2685 nt
Organism: Drosophila serrata
Lineage: Eukaryota; Metazoa; Arthropoda; Insecta; Diptera; Drosophilidae
Gene: Dmtn
Product: transmembrane and coiled-coil domain 2 protein Dmtn
Cellular component (GO): endomembrane system
Source: RefSeq, a predicted model, not a curated record
ACGGGGGACGACGCAAGUGUGCAUGCUGAAUAAUAAAUAAUAAUAAAUAAUUGCCCCGUCGCGCAAAGACUUUCCGCCACAGGAAAAGCGGUUAGUGGAAUCGAAGUUGAGGAGGAAUAUCUAAUACACAAAGAGUGAAAAGCCAAAUUGUUGUUAACAACGCGCGUGUGUCUAGCUGCUUGCUUGAGUGUGUGUUUUGUGUGCGAUAGUUGUUGUUUAGUUUUGUGAGAAAGAAAAACGAAAAAAAAGGGCGUCGCGCAGAUUGAAAAUUUAUGUGUGCAUAAAAAAUCAAGAGCUGCAGCAGCCAAAAACUACAAAAGCGAAAAGGGAGAGGCGAGGAGACGGCUGUAAAAGAGAUAGAGACGCCCAGAGGAGAGUGGAAAGAAAGCGGAGCGGGGUGGAUGCAUUACCGUUAAAACCGCUGCUGUCGCCGUCGUUAUUGUUGUUGUUGCAAAGCCAGCGGUGAAAUCGUCGUCAUUGAAUGGCAGUAUGCAAUAAUGGACUCCACGCCUAAUGCGGCCCAUAAUCCGAACCAGAAUCGGGAUCUCCUAACGCUGCAGCCCCUGCGCCCGUCCCGCGGUUCUAGCUCUAAUCUGCGCGCCAGUCGCUCUCCAUCCGCCAGUCGAAGCAUCGAGCCAAUGUCCCGGGAGCGUGCCAGCGAGGCAGCGGCAGCCACACAGACAGCAGCAGCAGCGGCAGGCGGAACGACGGCCACAUCCGGUGGAGGUUCUGCAUCGGCAGCCGGAGGAGCAGGAGCAGCAACAGCUUCGGCAACAACUGGGGCAGGCGGCACUUCCGGAUCCGGAACAGCCUCCGCGAACACGAAUAGCAAUUCCUCUGCCUCAUCCAGCACAGUGGCAGCUGCACAGGCGGCUGUCUACAGCGGCGGCAACACGGUGACCGGCAGUUUGGGCAGCGGCGGGGUGGUGGCUCGUGGCUUCCGCAGCCACAGUCCCACCCAUCGGCGUCGUAGUCGCGACCGUCAGAGACGCACCCAUGGCUCCGAUCAGGGCGGCCUGCUGGCCUACAGCGGUCUCGUCGGCAUCAACGACAUGACGGAUUUCCUGGGUCCAAAUCAGGGCGUAGGCGGCGUCGGCGUUGGAGGUGGAGGCGGAGGUGGCGGUGGCGGUGGUAGUGCUGGCACUGGCAGCGGGCUAGAGGACUCACGGUUAUCUGGCAACGAGGACUACUAUUCUUCGUUCGUUUCCGAUGAGUUUGACAGCAGCAAGAAGGUGCAUCGCCGCUGCCACGAGCGCAGCUCCAGCGUCCAGGCCAUUGACCGAUUGAACACCAAGAUCCAAUGUACCAAGGAGUCCAUCCGUCAGGAGCAAACUGCCAGAGAUGAUAAUGUCAAUGAGUAUCUAAAGCUGGCAGCUAGUGCCGACAAACAGCAGCUGCAGCGUAUCAAGGCUGUCUUCGAGAAGAAGAACCAAAAGAGUGCGCACAAUAUCUCGCAGUUGCAAAAGAAACUGGACAACUACACGAAACGGGCCAAGGAUCUGCAGAAUCAUCAGUUCCAGACCAAGAGCCAGCAUCGGCAGCCACGUGAGGUGUUGCGCGAUGUGGGCCAGGGAUUGCGCAAUGUUGGUGGCAAUAUCCGUGACGGCAUCACUGGCUUCUCCGGUUCGGUGAUGUCCAAGCCACGUGAGUUCGCCCACCUUAUCAAGAACAAGUUUGGCAGCGCCGACAACAUCAAUCAGAUGAGCGAAGCCGAGCUGCAAGGCAUGCAGGCGAAUGCCAAUGCCGAUGUCCUGGCGGCCAAUGAACGAUUGCAGCAGGUGCCCGGUGCGGGCACAUCGACAGGAUCUGGCGGUGGCGGUGGUCACAACAACAACAAUAACACAGGCGGUGCUGGGAGCGGCACAGGGAAAUUCAACAGUGACAACAGCGAAUGCAGCAGCGUGACCAGCGAAAGUAUACCGGCCGGUUCUGGGAAAAGCCAGUCGGGUGCCAGCCAAUACCAUAUAGUGCUCAAGACAUUGCUGACCGAGCUGGCCGAGCGAAAGGCUGAGAACGAGAAGCUCAAGGAGCGCAUAGAACGGCUGGAGACGGGCCAAAAGGAAUUCAACAAUCUGACCGCCACACUCGAAAGUGAACGAUAUCGUGCCGAGGGACUCGAGGAGCAAAUCAAUGACUUGACGGAAUUACAUCAGAAUGAAAUUGAGAAUCUGAAGCAAACGAUUGCCGACAUGGAGGAGAAAGUACAAUACCAAAGCGAUGAAAGACUACGUGACGUCAACGAAGUGCUCGAGAACUGUCAAACGAGGAUAUCGAAAAUGGAGCACAUGUCGCAGCAACAAUAUGUCACCGUCGAGGGCAUUGAUAAUUCCAAUGCACGGGCCUUGGUUGUGAAACUCAUCAAUGUGGUAUUAACGAUAUUGCAAGUGGUACUCCUGCUGGUGGCAACCGCCGCUGGCAUUAUAAUGCCGUUUCUCAAAUCUAGGGUUCGCGUUCUCACCACAUUUCUGUCGAUAUGUUUCGUCAUCUUUGUGAUACGACAAUGGCCGGAUGUACAGGAUAUUGGAUCGGGCCUUGUGCGGCAUCUCAAGCAAUCGCUGGUGGUCAAGUGAACAUCUCAUCUACCGAGUAGUCCGUACGUUCUUUAGUUAGCUUAAGGUCUAAAGUGCAUACUUUGUAUAUAUAGCUUAUCGAUGAUAACGAGUAUAACAAUUAUUAUAUUUUUAA